Lachancea mirantina is the source of this 2463-nucleotide messenger RNA. Lineage: Eukaryota; Fungi; Ascomycota; Saccharomycetes; Saccharomycetales; Saccharomycetaceae. The record is from the annotation of a GenBank genome assembly.
AUGAGCGCGGGAAAUCGACAUGAAUAUCCAACCAUAAACAUUGUUAACACGAAUUAUUCCAAAUAUGGAACCUCGGUGAUUCAUAAAAACGCUAAAGAUACGAACUCUAAUUCCAGUUUGACCGGGAAUCAAAUGAAUCUAAAGAAUCAAAUGAAUCCUUUGGAUCGAUUUGAUUCUUUGGCGAGCACUGAUAAUAGUGAUAACGACGGAACCACGACGACAACGUCGUGGAAAUUGAAAAAGAAGUAUAGGUCGUUACUGAACAAUUACACUGGAUCAACUUCGAAAGCAAAACGGUUUAUUGGUAGACUACACGAUCAUGGUUCCAGCGAUUCGUUUUCUAUCUUUUCAAUUAGAACUUCACAUUCGAACCGGAAUUUGGGUUCUGCGCAUUCGAAAACGCCUGGUGUGGGCGUCGGGACGCAAACCAAAGUGAUUCGAGAGGAUUGGAGACCUUUUCAAGACAUAAACGCUUUACCAAUUGAAGUACUUGCUAUAGUGCUGGAACAAUUAACAAAAGGAGCGUAUUUGCACGAUCACAGGGCGAUCGUGAGAUGUUUGUUUGUUUCUCAAAAAUUCUAUGAAGCGACCAAAAUUGCGCUUUACAAAGCCCCCGCUUUUACGUCUACCUAUAGAGUGGCGCAAUUUGUCACCUGUCUUCGGCUUCACCCGGAAAAUGGGCUUCACGUUCGAUGCAUCGAUCUGUCGAGCCUCAAAAACGGGUUGAUCGAGGAUCGCAAAACAGGCUGUGAAGAGUCCCUGUCAGAUGAAGACGAGACUCAAACUGGGCCACCAAGUCCUGAAGCAAGUAUCGAUGAAAGAGAUGAGGACGACGUGGACUCUACUGAGGGCAACGUUGAAGAAGGUACUGCAACCCAAACUAACGAAACGGCUGAUUCUUCUGCAGAAAAUGACGGCUUACCUUCGUAUGCCCUUGCUGGAUGGAGAGAUUGGAGGUAUAGAUUCGAUCCCUUGUAUGGGAACCAGAUGCUCAACAGCUAUAAUGCUUUGAAAAGAUGCAACUCGCGAGCUUCUUCUGUCAUUUCAUCGAGCACCGGUGCCCCGUCACGUAGAGCGCAUCGCUCCAACAGUUCAGUGAGCUCUUUCACAAACAGUCUGAUGACUUCUUUCUACAACUCAACCUCAUUGUCGUCCCUCACUUUGACAUCAACUACAAACUCAAAGAAUAAGAACAACAGAAACAGCAAAUGGUUCAGCAAGUUUUUCAAUUCUAAGAGAUCCCAGAAGGUGUCUGAAGAGCGGCCACGCUUGUUCCGAGACGAAUCGAAAAAUUCCGAGGACAUCGACGAAAUGGAGCAAAUCGAAGAAGAGCGCAAACCUUCCAUCAAAUUUUGCCUUGACGGGGGACUCAAGCAUCAACCAUUCCACGAAAGCCAUCCCUACACCAAUAAGUUCUUGUUGAAAUAUUCUUUAUCAAAGGACCUCCCGCUGGGUUACAUUUGUCACCUUAUCACGAGCUGCCCCAACCUUGAAGAGCUCAACUUAAAUAAUUUGAACAUUUCAAGCGAUUUCCGCGUGGUGAGUCAAGAUUGCAUCGAUCGCGCUGUGCCGACGUCUCUUCUUCCGAGUUUAAAGGAAGCCGAAUGCGAUAUGGAUAAGCAGGUAGGUCGCAAUUUGGAAGCCGUUUAUUUGACGGAUUCCCACAGAGGCCACGAUUUUUACCAGGACGAAAAAUUGAACGGCAUGAAAAGGCAAGAACAAUUACAUUUUGCGUCUCCAUAUUCGAUGCAUGGAGAAUCGUGGAUAUCUUCCAACUAUCCCCCUCCGAUAAGCCAGAGGACCAAAUAUCGGGAUCAGCGCAACAAGUUUGCCAAGCGUUCAGAGUACAAGCUCAAGAAAAUAGAAGUGAAGGACCUGUUUUCAAUGUUUGAGCUUAAACUACCGUUUUUGGCCAAGCUGUCGAUGGAUAACGUUGUGUGGUGCUGUCAACCCGAUGUCAAAGAAUUCGUAAUCGGCUCUCUCGGACGCGCAGACAAUCUCAUGUUGAGUUUCAAGCAUGCGGGCAUGGGCAGAAACUUGACAUGGGCAUCUCAAGGUACCGUGAGAGACUUUCUGGCCGUCAUUUUACUCGGGGAACUUUUGGAGCGCGACGAAUUGUUUCUGCAAGACCUUUUCAACAUUCGCAUGGAAAGAUUUUUGACAGCAUUACCCAGAGAUUACAAAAUUCUAGAACUAUCCAACUCUCUUCAAUUAAAGUAUAGAAGAGGCCAGAUCGAAUGCCAAUUGGAAAUUCGUCAAGAUUUCAAUUUCCAUUGCAAUGUGCAGGACGUGGGAAAUGGGUCACUAGGCGUAAAAAUCACGCUGGGAUCCAGGAAACUUGGUGAUGAAAUGGCUCAGAGAGUCACUGAACUAACCCACACUCUCCUCAAUCGUCUUCAAGACAUGCGGGCUGCAGAUCUCCGCAGACAUGUUGGCCAAAAUCAGUACGCCAUAGGUAUAUGA